Messenger RNA from Sceloporus undulatus (fence lizard), 5000 nucleotides. It is a transcript of the gene SNX25, whose product is annotated as sorting nexin 25. The transcript is spliced from 19 exons. Gene Ontology annotation, cellular component: early endosome membrane; intracellular membrane-bounded organelle. Gene Ontology annotation, molecular function: phosphatidylinositol binding. The record is from RefSeq and is a predicted model, not a curated record. Lineage: Eukaryota; Metazoa; Chordata; Lepidosauria; Squamata; Phrynosomatidae. The coding region runs from base 255 to 3254 and encodes 999 amino acids.
CUGGAGGCUGAGCGAGCGAGCGAGCGGGGCCUCUGCCUGCUGCCUCCCGGAGCCCUCUCCAUCUUCUCCUUCUCCUGGCCUCGCAGUGCCUCCUGCUGCCUCGCUCCCUGGGCUUCUCCCGGGCAUGAGCCCUCGGGGCCUUGGCCCCCGCGGUGCCAGGAGGAGGAGGACGGCCGGAGGAGGAGGAAGGCAGGCCCUCCUUCGGCGGGGGAGCCUCGGGAGAUGCGCUGCUCCCUGCCUCCUGGAGCAGCAGCAUGUCCGCCGACCUCGCUCACAUUAACGGGCCGCAGUUGGGCUCCGGGUUCGGAUCCUGCGCGCGAAGCCCGAGGAGCCUCCCGGCCUCAGAGGGAGACGAGGAGGAGGAGGACGGAGAGGAGGACGGGGCUCGGGGCUGCUGGUGGCGCCCCAUGCUGGCGGCGGGGCUGGGGCUGGGGCUGGGGCUGGCGGCGGCGGCGGUGGUCUGGUUCUUCAGCCUGGGCCCAGAGGAGGAGGAGGGAUGGCUGUGGCGCCCACCGGCCCUGCUACUGCUGCUCCAGUCCGCCCUCUACUUGCUCUCCUCGGCCGGAGCCUUCCUCCUGGGGGCCUUCCUGGCCCUGCUCCUCCGAGGCACAGGGAGCAGGACCCGGCCCCCUGCCGACUUCAAGGCCGGCUCCCAGGACAGCCGCCUCCCUGCCGGGAAGAAGAAGAAGAAGAAAGCCGGGAACGGCGGCGGCGGCGGCGGCGGCGACGACGCCCCUGAGAAUCUUCUACCUGGAAACGCACAUGAAUCUGUCCAGUCAAGGAGAGUGGUGAUUUCUCAUAAUAUGGACAAAGCUCUGAAAGAAGUGUUUGACUAUAGCUACAGAGAUUACAUUUUAUCUUGGUAUGGGCAUCUCAGCAGAGACGAGGGACAGCUGUAUCACCUGCUGUCUGAAGACUUCUGGGAAGUUGCCAAGCAGCUGCGACAAAGACUCAGUCACAUCGAUGUAGUUAAAGUCGUCUGCAAUGAUGUAGUGAAAGCUUUGUUCACCCAUUUCUGUGACCUUAAAGCAGCCAAUUCCAGACUGGAAGAGCAACCACGGCCAUUUUUACUGCACCCUUGUUUGAAGAAUUCAGUUGAUGAAGACAGAUUCUUGCAAGCAUGUUCUCAAAUUCUAGUAUAUUGUCUUCUGCCCUCAAAGGAUGCCCGGUCUUUAAGCUUGCGCAUAGUCCUUGCGGAAAUACUUGCAUCAAAAGUGCUGAAACCUAUGGUGGAACUGCUGAGUGAUCCAAACUACAUUAACCAGAUGCUGCUUGCCCAGAUGGAGUACAGAGAACAGGUGAACGAACAUCACAAACGAGCCUACACAUACGCUCCUUCUUAUGAAGAGUUCAUCAAGCUCAUUAACAGCAACUCUGAUGUUGAAUUCCUAAAACAACUAAGAUACCAGAUUGUAGUGGAAAUAGUUCAAGCAACCACUAUCAGCAGUUUUCCACAGAUGAAGCGACAAAAAGAAAGUAAAGGUAAAGAGACUGCUGCAAUGAAAGCUGACCAUCUGAGAGCACGAAACAUGAAGAGGUAUAUUAAUCAACUAACUGUUGCAAAAAAGCAGUGUGAAAAGCGAAUACGGCUUCUGGGAGGUCCUACUUAUGACCAGUCAGAAGAUGGUAUAUUUGAAGAUAGUGAUGGCCCUCAAAGCCAGAAGAUUCUUCAGUUUGAAGAUAUUUUGUGCAAUCCAUCCUACAGAGAGCACUUCCGAAUAUAUAUGGAACGAAUGGAUAAAAGGGUUCUGAUCAGCUACUGGGAGUCUGUAGAAUACUUGAAGAAUGCUAACAAGGCUGAAAUACCUCAACUUGUGAGUCAAAUCUAUCAUGAUUUUUUUGUGGAAAGUAGAGAAAUCCCUGUGGAAAAGUCACUCUAUAAAGAGAUACAGCAAAGCCUUGUGGGCAACAAAGGCAUUGAUGUUUUUUACAAAAUUCAAACUGAUGUUCAUGAAACACUGAAGGACAGAUACUACCCAUCAUUCAUUGUCAGUGAUUUAUAUGAGAGGUUGAUCAAGAAGGAAGAAGAGGGUAGUUCUGUACAGAUGACAUCAGAUGACAAAGAUGAAGUGAACCAAGUUUGUGAAGAAGUUAUUGAUGAAGGAAGCUCAGGAAUUAAUGAACAGGCCAGUUACGCUGUAAAUAAGCUACGCCAAUUAAAUGACAAACUUGAAUAUAAGAAACAAGCUUUAAAUUCUCUUUGUAGUUCACCAAAACCUGACAAAAAGAUUGUUUCUAAAUUGAAGGAUGAAAUCACUCUGAUGGAGAGAGAACACAGUGACCUUCAGUUGCAUAUUGAAAGAACAGAUUGGUGGUGUGAGAAUUUUGGCAUGUGGAAAGCCUUUAUAAAUAAUAGUGAGGUCAUAGAAGAGAAUGGCGAACAAGUGCCCUGUUACUCUGUUAUGGUGAGUUUACAAGAGAUUGGUGGUACUGAAGCAAAGGAAUGGAUGGUUCUACGAAAACUCAGCGAGUUUCAAAGCCUGCACCGGAAACUUAGUGAGUGCUUCCCAUCAUUAAAGAAAGCUCAGUUGCCUUCACUCAGCAAACUGCCCUUUAAAUCUGUAGACCAGAAAUUCAUGGAGAAGUCUAAGAACCAGUUAAAUAACUUCUUACAGAAAUUGCUUUCUGAUGAAAGGCUCUGUCAGAGUGAAGCUCUUUAUGCCUUUUUAAGCCCUUCCCCAGAAUACCUCAAGGCUAUCAAUGUACAGGGAAAGAAAUCUUCUUUUUCACUUUCUUCUUUCUUGGAGAGGCUUCCUGGUGAUUUCUUUUCUCAUCAGGAGGAAGAGGCUGAAGACGAUGAUGAUCUGUCAGACUACGGGGAGGAUGUGGAUGGGAAACGGGAUGCCCUUGCUGAGCCUUGCUUCAUGUUGAUAGGCGAGAUUUUUGAGCUGCGAGGAAUGUUUAAGUGGGUGAGGAAGACACUAAUUGCACUAGUUCAAAUCACUUUUGGGAGAACCAUAAACAAGCAAAUUCGUGACACUGUAAACUGGAUAUUCAGUGAAGCAAUGCUUGUUUACUAUAUCAAUAUAUUCCGAGAUGCUUUUUGGCCAAAUGGGAAAUUGUCAUCCAGCACAAAGCCCAGACGUGAAGAGCAAAGCCGGGAGACAAAACAGAAAGCACAGCAGAAAUUACUAGAAAACAUUCCAGAUACUCUCCAGAAUCUUGUGGGACAGCAAAAUGCUCGCCAUGGUAUAAUCAAAGUAUUCAAUGCACUUCAAGAAACCAAGGCCAAUAAGCAUCUUCUUUAUAAUUAGUUGUAGAACUGACUACCUAUGGAUAACUAAAACCCACUGGAGAAAAUCUACAGUAUGCAAAAAUCCACACAGACAAAGCUGGGGCCCCUGUUUCCUUCAAAUUCUAUGUCUCUAAGGAUGGAUUCUGGUUGAAAUAUGAAAGAGCAGAUGGGCUAAAUUAGAGGCUAAUUUCUGAAAUAUCUCCAGUCAUGGUGCACGAAUUCAGAAGAUUUUUGCUGUCAACAGACAUUGAUAUAUAGGAAGGAUUUGACACUCCCCAGUGCUACAGUCACUGGGAAGAUGUAAGGGGGGUGGAAAGAAACUAGUGUUUACUAUACAACUUGGGGAACACAGUGUUGCAGUUCUGUAUGUUAAUAUGCAUAUAGUCUCCUUUUACUCUUGGCCAGACUGUUAGCAAUAAUUUUCAGUACAGAGAUGUUUAGAUUUUUUUUUAAUGACUAUAAAUGUAAAGGCCUUUAACUGAAAAAUUCACGCACACACACCUUUUCCUCCAAAGUCUUUUUUGGGAGGUGGAGGAAUUUGAAAAAUUGAAAAAAUAUAUUAUGGAACAUUUUCUUUUAGAAUGAUGAGUAAAAUGUUUGAGACAAAGUAUUCAUAUAUUCUCCUAAAUUAUCUCUAAAAACUAUGUAACAGGAAGACUUCAUAUUAUGUACAGUGUCAGAUAAUUUCAAUUCCUGACUUUGUUUUUUUUUCUUCUGGUUUUUUAAUGGAAAUAAGUGCUUUUUAUCUGUUUUUUAUCUGACACUGCAAAAGCCUAGAAGAAAAUAUUCUUCUUUUGUUUUAUGAAUGUUUAUUGUUUCAUUUGUUUUUUGUCUGCUCCUUAUAAACUGGUAAAACCAAAAAGAUUCUCCAUUAGUUAAGGACUUUUUAGCUCCAUUUGUAACAAAUAAUAAAGACAAAUAAAAAUAAUAAAGACAUAAAAAGUAUACUAAGGGUUGUAAUUAUUGUCUGAAUAAACUAUACAUGAUAAUUCUAUGCCAAACCAAAUUAUACAUAUUACAUUUUAUGUUCCUAAAGUAAUAAAGUGAUUUUCAGUUUGUAAAGGUUUCCAAUGCCACCUUUUUCAAUUUUUCCAACCCCCUCCCCCCAUUUUUCCUCCUGGGUUAUUUCCCCAUAGCUUCACUAUUCCUACAGGGUCUACAUCUCUGAAAAUAACAAGAUGCUGCUUAUUAUAGGAAAACCAGCUGUAAUCCAUGAAGAAUGUUUAUUAACUGCUUUAACAGGAGCCUUCACUUCAUUCUGUUGACUGUUUUGUUAGCCAUAUCCACUAUAGGGACAACAAGGAGGAUUUGCUCCAGGGUUGGGGAACUGGUUUGGGAUGACAAGCUCAAUGUCUACCUCCCUAAUCUUCUUUCGGACAGAUGGUAUCAGGGGCCUGGCCACACAGCCAUGACAUUGCUAACACUAAACUGGCUGAAGCUUCCAGCUGACAUUUUGGCCUUUCUUGCCCAGGCAGGUAUACUUAGCUAGCAUUUUGGGGCAUAACUGAGCCACGAUAAUGGGACUCAGCCAGGUCCUGAAGUGGACAUGGCUCCAUUUUUGUCCCCCUGCUAUCCCUGGAAAGAUGAGUGGGAAGGAUAGCUGGCCUCAGGGAGCUAGAGCAUCCGGUAGGGAUUCAGAUGGCUCCUAAAGUGCCAGUUGAAUGAUACCAGUUUCUUUCCAGAUGCUGGAACUACAAGUCAAGAACAAAAUCAACUCUGGGCUACCAAAGCCUCACCUUCACCUUCUCUCUUCCUGCCCCAUUUU